Molecule: messenger RNA, 1743 nt
Organism: Penicillium taxi
Lineage: Eukaryota; Fungi; Ascomycota; Eurotiomycetes; Eurotiales; Aspergillaceae
Exons: 3
Coding region: 1-1743 (580 amino acids)
Biological process (GO): protein localization to vacuole
Cellular component (GO): vacuolar membrane
Source: RefSeq, a predicted model, not a curated record
AUGGCACUUCUCCAAACAUCUCUGAUCUGGAUAAUCUAUGCCGUCACCAUAGGUAUUCUGCUAGCAGUGGCCUCGGUCUUUAUUUACAUAUAUCAAACUCCAAGGGAUAGAUCACCUUCAGUGACACUGACAUGCAUCAUUUCCAUCACUAGUCUCUUGGCAACUGUGUUGUUACUUCCAGUUGAUGUUGCUCUAGUGUCAUCAACCACCUCGUCCAAGUUGGGUUGCCGAAAAGAUUGGGCUACUCAAGAUGCUGUUGACAAAAUUACAUACUCACUGACUAUUGUCUACUAUGUGCUUUACUCCCUAGAUGCCUUGUUAUGUCUCUUGGUGAUACCCUUUACCUACUUUUGGUAUGAGGAAUGUGACGAAGUGGCGAUCGAGGCUGGGGAACAAAGUGUAGGACAGCGACUCUGGGGCGCUCUGAAGUACACAUUGGCUUUUGUCGCAGUUAUAGUUAUCCUAUUCCUAGUCGGCUUCUUUGUCCCUGUCUCUGGACAUAAGACUGGGUUGGACUUGGAUUACUUCAAGAAACUGCUUACUGAGAACCAUGGUGAACACGCAUUGACAUUUGCACUGGGAUUGCUGAUCACCCUUGGUACUUUCCUCUAUGUCUUGUACACUUCGUCAGGACUUGCCCUAUUCCCCAUCAGACUGAUCAAAACUGCACCUUCAAUCUCCAAUUCCAAAUUGCGUGUGACAACUGCACAACAGUUGGAGAUAAACCGAGAGCGCCAGCGCCAACUUGAAGGUCGUUGUUCAGGAAACCCGGAGCUACUCUCAUCAAAGGACCGCAGAGAACUCGAUACUCUGACGCGGGAUGAGAGGACUCUGAUCCGACGGCAACGCCUGGUCGAGGAAGCACAGGGUGAGGGUCGAAGUUGGUUUAUACGGGUAUGGUACCAAAUCGAAGCAGUCUUUCGCCCCUUCAGACUCCUCGGCGGCAUUCUCGUGCUCUUGGUCGCAUUCGUGACAUGGAUCUCGAUGUUCUUAACUGCCAUUGACAAAGCCAAGAAUUCAAUCUGCAAACAGCGCUGUGGAUAUAUUCUCGGGCACAUUAAUGUGUUUAACCCAAUCAACUGGGCGCUUGUCCAGUCUGCCAAAGUCUUUCCAGUCGACUAUGUGAUCUUCACUUUGCUUGUCCUACUACUAUUCUGCAGUUCCGUCGUCGGCAUUGCGGUGAUAGGUAUCCGCUUUCUUUGGAUCAGGAUUUUCAAAAUUCGAAAUGGCCAUACUUCUCCUCAGGCUCUACUUCUAGCUACAGCGAUGUUAAUGCUGAUGAUACUGGCUUUGAACUAUUCGAUCUCCAUGUUGGUGGCUCCGCAGUACGCCACAUUUGGACCACAGAGCUUCUGUGAUCGUUUGACAACAUCGCCUCUCGAACAACCAGAUUGCUCAGACACUCCAGAACUUGUUAAGCCGUGUACUGAACUCUCCGAUAAUCCUGUUGCUCAGCUAGUGUGCACUCCCACAAUUGUCAGCACCUUCCUCAAUCGGACUACUAUCAAUUUCCCUUUUUUUGGGGUCGUUUUCUUUUGGGCCCAAUUCUUCUUUCUUGGGCUCUAUCUUAUCGUCUUUUUGACCUCACUCUUCCGGUCACCGAAGUUGGAUGAGAGACAACUUGAUGAAGAUGCUGAAGAGGCAGAAGAAGAGGGCCUACUGGCUAACACGGGCAGACGCUUCAAUGCCUCCUGGCAAGACAUAACAGGCAGAACAGGCCGCAGUGGGCGUUCUCAAACCUAA